CAUGCUGGGAAAAGUGACGCAUCCAGCAUGGCGGCUUACACGGAACAAGAUGGAAAGACAGCCAGCUCCUUGGAUGUGGAUCUAUUAUUGCACCCUGAGCUGAUGUCCCCAGAGUUUUUGCAGCUUGUCUUGUGUGGGAAAAACGUCAGCACCAGAGGCUGUGAUAGUCGGGACCGGCUCACAGAGCUUUACCUGCAGCAUGUCAUCCCGCUGCCGCAGAGGAGACUACCGGACAGCCGCUGGGGGAGGAGGAUGGAGAAGAGCCGAGGGAGGCAGUCCUCAGCCGGGCACAGUAACGACCACAGCAGGAAACGGCCUCUGAUCGUGUUUGAUGGCACUUCCUCUCACUCUGGCCCGCUGAAAGUAAAGAAACCAGAGGGAACCGCCGUGUCACUGGGAGUCUCUGACAGGUUAAAACCUCCUCCUGCUCUGAACCUGUCCAACCCCAUCCGCAAGAUAUCAAUAAACACAUCCUCCUCUUCCUCUUCAUCAUCCAGUCUUUGUAGCACUGACACAGCACAUCUCAAACGCGAGGCAAACAGCAAGGAUGAAAUGCAUUCUCCAGAAUCGAAGAAAAAGAUCAACCAUGUGACGUGGCCCUGACCUCUGACCCCUGUUACCACAGACCUGAUGGGAGCUCACACUCUGAAGGACAGACCGCUCUGCUCCCAACAAAUGCUGUGGUCCAGUAUCUGUGCUCUCCCAUCACAGUCAUCCCACUAAUCACAAAAGAAUUCCUCUAUGCCCUUCAUGUGUCACAGCCUUCAGUCCUGAGAGCUGACAGGUAGGCCGGUGCUCUGAAGACCCUCCAGCUUCUGAUGUCAAACGUUUCCUUGUUGCUUUCCACAACCUCAAGUGCUCUUACCAUCCGUUAUCAGCAACUCUCAUCAAGUCCAUCAAUUGAAGACCUUCUAGAGGACAAAACAAGUAACAUGACUUUUGUUUUCUGAAAUAACAUUCAUGGAAGUUAUAAUUGUUGUUAUUUAGUUUUGGUUUUGAUCAGAAAGCUUCCAGUACUGCUUUGAAAGGGGUACACGUGAGUGUGUAAUGAGUUGAAUUUAAUCACCACAACUAUUUAGAAAUGUUUGCUUGCACCAGUUAUCAUUGUUAUUGAGAAAAAAAGGUGCAAACCAUCUGAUGCAGCGAUGGUGCUCUUGCAAAAUACAAGAUAACAGAAGAGAGAAUUGAUAUCCUAUGAAUGACAUAUAACAGGCACACAGUCCACAUCCGGCAAGUUAAACUAUAAUGUUGUUGUUGUGCUGUCGCAAAGACUACUGGAUUGCUUUCCGUAUCCUACUACUAUCGACACAUUUAGGUCUCCCUUGAAAAAGAGAUUGUUGAUCUCAAUGGGAUUUUCACCUGGUUAAAUAAAGGCCACAAACAAACAAACAAUUUAGCAACUUAUGAAGACCAUUAGGUAGAAACCAAGACCUAUAUUCCAAUAUGUUCUGUUUUUAAUUAACUCCCAAUGCUGCUUGGAGUAAUCGAAGUGCACGUACUUCUGCCAACAGCCUAACAACCAAUAUGCAGAUCAGUGUUUGCCGUCAUCCUAAGCUAGUGCUAGAUAGUAAAAGAGGGCUUCUCUGCAUUUAGUUUUACCCGGUAACUUUGGUUGUUUCACCGUCAACUUCUACACUACUGCGGAUAGUAACUGCAAACAUCUACCAUUGGUACUAUUUGGUAACUGGAGUUAGCAAACGAUAGAAUAUGUGGUGCUAUCCUUUUACUGUUCUUUGACCAAUAGUUGAAGAUCUUUGUUUUAGCUGUAAAUUGGCCUUUAUUUUGAUUGGAUGGCACUUGGUGGCAGACAGAAAGGGCUUUUAGAAGAAUCUAAAUAUCUAAACACUGAUGGAGUCAUCACUCUAUACAAAUUCAAUUGUGGAAUUAACAUUUACUUAUCAUUAUGGUGAUAAGGGAAAGCAAAAACAUGUGUGUUGCCAUCUUAACUGGAACUGGGGGAAUAAACAGAUAAUGUGGGACACUUCAGAAGGUGUGUGUGAUCAGGUACUAAAUGUAUUUCUUCUCAAUGAGCGCCUCUCCAACCAUGUUUGGCUUUAUUUAAAUCUCAGUGCUGUAAUACAAGAUGUUCAGGGUUUUGACUCUAGUGUGAUAUUGUACAUAUGUUGCACUUAACAUCUGAGGUACAAUAAUUUUCUAAUCGUCUCGAUAGUAAUCCGCUGCUAAGAAAUGUUCACAUGUUUCAAUAUCAUGUUUUAAUAAUUCAACAAAAGAAAGGAAUAUGGAUUCAAGCAGCAAUAUUGUCUUUUUGAAGUAUAUUUAUUUAGAAUUGUAGAUACAAGAGUCACACAGCAUUUUUAGUCCAUCGUCAAAAAGUGUCAUGUUUGUACUAACGGUUUUUAAAAUAAAUGUCUCGAUACAAUGAAUAUUUUCUUGAUUCUAAUAAUAGAAAAUCUGCAGCUUUGUGACUCAUGUCUGAUAUGCCGGUAUGAUAACAUAUACAGUACUUACCUUACUCUUAAACUAACCUUGUGGUAAAGAAUAUUAAAUUCCUUUUAAGACGUCUAAGACUCGCCAAUCUUGCAUAGGUUUUGUAUUAAAAGAGUUGCUUAAAUAAACCCUUUUUUGUGUGAAAUACAUGUGAUUUCGUGCACUGCUGCAGUAA
Molecule: messenger RNA, 2623 nt
Organism: Notothenia coriiceps (black rockcod)
Lineage: Eukaryota; Metazoa; Chordata; Actinopteri; Perciformes; Nototheniidae
Gene: tslig2
Product: chromosome unknown C2orf49 homolog
Exons: 4
Coding region: 28-603 (191 amino acids)
Biological process (GO): embryonic morphogenesis
Cellular component (GO): tRNA-splicing ligase complex
Source: RefSeq, a predicted model, not a curated record